Gymnogyps californianus (California condor) is the source of this 2455-nucleotide messenger RNA. RefSeq names its product heat shock protein family A (Hsp70) member 12A (gene HSPA12A). The coding region runs from base 1 to 2013 and encodes 670 amino acids. The record is from RefSeq and is a predicted model, not a curated record. The transcript is spliced from 12 exons. NCBI's taxonomy places the organism in Eukaryota, Metazoa, Chordata, Aves, Accipitriformes, Cathartidae.
AUGUCGGAGACGGAGAGCGGUGCUGCAGAUGCAGUUUCCACAUCUGCUUACUCAUCACCAGCCAAAAGUUUGGGAGACCCUGGAAUAACUCCACUGUCUCCAUCACAUAUUGUGAAGGACUCUGAUGCAGAUGAUGCUGUAGAACAGUUAUUUCUUGUUGUUGUGGCUAUUGAUUUUGGCACAACAUCCAGUGGCUACGCCUACAGCUUCACCAAGGAACCAGAAUGUAUUCAUGUAAUGAGACGAUGGGAAGGUGGAGAUCCAGGUGUAUCCAGUCAGAAGACACCAACCACUAUCCUCCUAACACCAGAGAGAAAGUUUCAUAGCUUUGGGUAUGCAGCAAGAGAUUUCUACCAUGACUUGGAUCCCACUGAAUCAAAGCACUGGUUGUAUUUUGAAAAGUUUAAGAUGAAGCUACAUACCACUGGUAAUCUCACCAUGGAGACAGACCUGACAGCUGCAAAUGGCAAAAAAGUCAAAGCACUUGAGAUAUUUGCUUAUGCUCUGCAAUUCUUUAAGGAACAGGCAUUAAAGGAGCUCAGUGACCAAGGAGGCUCCGACUUUGAAAACACUGAAGUAAGAUGGGUCAUUACAGUGCCUGCUAUUUGGAAGCAGCCUGCAAAGCAGUUCAUGAGACAAGCAGCCUACAAGGCAGGAAUGGCAUCUCCUGAAAAUCCUGAGCAGUUGAUCAUUGCCCUGGAACCUGAGGCUGCCUCUAUCUACUGCCGAAAGCUCCGCCUGCACCAGAUGAUAGACCUGAGUAGUAGGGCGCCUGUCAAUGGUUAUAGCCCAAGUGACACUAUUGGAACUGGAUUUACACAGGCUAAGGAACAUGUCCGUCGUAAUCGCCAGAGUCGUACCUUUUUGGUGGAAAAUGUCAUAGGAGAGAUCUGGUCCGAACUGGAGGAAGGUGACCGUUACAUCGUUGUUGACAGUGGAGGAGGCACAGUAGAUAUGACUGUCCAUCAGAUCAGGCUCCCUGAAGGACAUCUUAAGGAGCUAUACAAGGCAACAGGUGGGCCAUAUGGUUCUCUAGGUGUGGACUAUGAAUUUGAAAAGCUCCUGUGUAAAAUAUUUGGAGAAGAUUUUAUUGAGCAAUUUAAAAUCAAACGUCCUGCUGCCUGGGUAGAUCUGAUGAUAGCAUUUGAGUCCCGUAAACGGGCAGCAGCUCCAGACAGGACCAAUCCACUAAACAUCACUCUGCCUUUCUCCUUCAUUGACUAUUACAAGAAGUUUCGAGGUCACAGUGUAGAACAUGCCUUGAGGAAAAGCAAUGUGGACUUUGUGAAGUGGUCCUCCCAGGGAAUGUUGAGGAUGAGCCCGGAUGCAAUGAAUGCUCUUUUCAAGCCUACAAUUGACCAGAUCAUUCAGCACCUUAGUGAUGUGUUUGAUAAGCCAGAAGUGACCAAUGUCAAGUUUCUGUUCCUGGUGGGUGGCUUCGCUGAAUCCCCCUUACUCCAACAAGCUGUUCAGACCGCUUUUGGUUCGAGAUGUCGAGUCAUCAUUCCUCAGGAUGUGGGGCUCACUAUCCUCAAAGGAGCUGUUCUCUUUGGUCUAGACCCUGCUGUCAUCAAAGUGCGGCGUUCACCUCUCACCUACGGUGUGGGUGUGCUCAAUCGGUUUGUGGAAGGGAAGCAUCCACCAGAGAAGCUUCUAAUCAAAGAUGGCACACGCUGGUGCACUGAUGUCUUUGACAAAUUUAUCUCAGCUGACCAAUCUGUAGCCCUUGGAGAAACUGUGACACGCAGUUACACACCUGCCAAACCUUCUCAGUUAGUAAUAGUGAUCAAUAUCUAUAGCUCAGAACAAGAUAAUGUUAGCUUCAUCACCGAAUCUGGAGUGAAAAAGUGUGGCACCCUUCGCUUGGAUCUCACAGGAACUGAUGCUUCAGUGCCAAACCGGCGGGAGAUCAAAACACUUAUGCAGUUUGGGGACACUGAAAUCAAAGCCAUGGCCAUUGAUGUUGCCACCUCUAAAAGUGUCAAAGUUGGUAUUGAUUUCUUAAACUACUAACAGCCCAUUUUCCCCACCACAGCCUGUUUGUGAGACUGAUCUUCCACUAUUCCAUUUUUUGACUUUCAUAUAUCAUGUAAUCAACUUGAAUUUCAGCAGGCUACAUGAGAACAGCUAGUAAGGUGGGGUAUGUCAUGUCUGUGCCCUUUGAUGACCAAAGGCUGGAUUUUGAAAGACCCUUAAAAAGUUUUAGGAGCAAAAGUUCCAGAGGUAGUAAAAGUUCCCAAGUUACUCAAGCAUGCUUAAAGAUCUGCCUUUAUUAAGUACUGAUUAUUGUUGGGUCCUGAAGAUUAGUUAAAACCAUAUAAAAUCAUAAUCUCUUUGCCUUGUUCUUCUUCUUCUUCUUCCUCUUCCUCCUAAGAAAAACUCACUAACCCACUUGGUUGUUGUAGGGGCGUAUCUGUGUGGGGUAUCUGUUUAAACAGCACCAUCCUCUGGCAAU